GAGGACGUGCCUUAGCUCAUCAUCUACCAAAUCACACACUCUAAUCCUUUUCUUUAAUGAGUAGGACUGAUAGUCAGCACUGUAAUCCAUCGUCAAUGAUCUAAAGAAUCCAAUGAUCGCGCUAUAGUCUCUUUCUAAAUUAUACCUUCUAUUAAUUGUCGUCUACAAAAGAGAGAAGGGGACAGAAGAUUGCAGUUCCUUCUGCUAAAAGUUCUGCAGUUUUUGCAGCUCGAGAACGAGAAUUGAGCGGCAGGGGAAAUGCAGGCAUGCAUUCGAAGGCGAGCCUUGUCGCGGAGCAGCCGCGCCGGAGGCAAUGGCGGCGGCGGCGCAAGGCUGAGGAAGAGCCAAAGUGACAGUGCGGCGUCGGUCGAGAAGCGGAAAAAAUCCAAUUUUGCGGCGGCGGACAAAGAGGAGAGCGGCGGAAGCAGCGCAGUUCAGCUCAAGAAAUCCCUCUCUGAUUUACCCUUCUCGCGGACCGAUCAGCGCGAGAUGUUCGUCAACAAGGAAAUGGAUAAGAAUGGCGAGAAGCCGAGGAGCGCGGAGGAGGAGGAGGAGCAGAUCCCUGUGUCGGUCGAGGACGAGGAGAAGAACCAGAGCCUCGAGAGCUUGCUGUCAGUGGACGUGGUGGAAAAGGAGCAGAUUGUUCUCGUGGCAGAUCGAAAUGCUGAAGAAGAAGAAGAAGAAGAAGAGGACAGCGAAAUGCAAUGCGUUGAGAAUGCAGCGAUGAAUCUAGAGUCAGAAGCACAGCCACCACCUCCUCACGGUAAGCAUCUGUUCAUCCAAUCAGUCGAAAGAGAAGAACAACAAGAACAAGAAGAACAAGAAGAACAAGAAGAAAAGUGCGAGGUCGUUUCAUCCACCAGGAUGCAAAGCAUUGAAGAUUUAGUCCUGUGGAAGGACGCAUCGAGAUCCGCCUUGGUUUUCGGCUUCGGAACCUUCCUCCUCCUCUCCUCUUCGUACGCCGAGGAAGUCCAUUUCAGUAUGAUUUCAGCGAGCUCUUACGUUGGACUUACCUAUCUCGCAUUUGUUUUCCUCUGCAAAUCCUUCAUCCGCAGAGGAGAAGAACAGUCGCAGUGCGACGAGAGUUGCAAUGUAGUUGAAGAAGAAGAUGCAAUCUGGCUUCUAAAAAUGCUGCUUCCUUACAUCAACGAGCUACUUCUGAAGCUCAAAACUCUCUUCUCCGGUGAUCCAUCAACGACUUUAAAGUUGGCUGGAGUUCUAUUUGUGAUGGCGAGAUGCGGCAGCAACAUCACAAUUUGGAGUCUUGUCAGAUUGAUGUUUUUUGGGGUCUUCAUCGUUCCAAAAGCCUGCUGUUCCUACUCUUCUUAUCUGACAAAACUUGGGAGAUUUUGGUUGGAUAGGGUUAGGGAUGGGUGGGAGUCAUGCACCCACAAGAAGGCCGUGGCCGUUGCCAUAUUUUGUGUUAUUUGGAACAUAUCGUCGACUAUCGCUAGGGUUUGGUCAUUCUUCAUGCUUGUGGUGGCUGUGAAGCUCUACCAACAAUCUGCAGCAGAGAACAGCAGCAGCAGAGAAGAAGAAGGAGAAGAACAAAAGGAAGGACAAGAAGAUUCCAUGGCAGGACAAAGCCAGCUGCUCAAAUUACACUGAUUACCAUAAAAAAAGGAAAAAGAAAACAGAUCAAAGUGGUGAUCUGACACCAAACUUGAAGAACAGUAAGGAAAUAUAAUCUUAUCGAGGCAUCUUCUUCUUCAGAUCGCAGUGUUUGUCGGUAUAUACUGUAAUUGAGGCAUUUCACCAAACAUGUGGUAUCCAUGCUGUCUAUUGCACCAUGUGGAGUGAGUUAAUAAUGAGUGUGGAGAUUUUACCAUAUAUUAAUUAAUUAUCUUUUGCAAUUA
Molecule: messenger RNA, 1856 nt
Organism: Zingiber officinale
Lineage: Eukaryota; Viridiplantae; Streptophyta; Magnoliopsida; Zingiberales; Zingiberaceae
Product: reticulon-like protein B21
Exons: 10
Coding region: 259-1608 (449 amino acids)
Source: RefSeq, a predicted model, not a curated record